CCUAUUUCUCUUGAGCGAAAAACUACAAGGCUAUAGUGCAACGUGAUGUCCGGACACAGAGCAGGAGGAGGACCCUCGUACCUUCGCGACCUGAAUAUGUUACCGGAGGAGGAAAUUAAGGCGGAUGCCGAAUUUGACCCGAGUGAUUUGUCGCUCUAUACGAACACGGAAUUUUUCGAGUUUGAUAUUGGCGAGGGCGAUGGGGGACAGGAAGGGAGUGAGCGAUUCACAGUUCCUGAGGAGGCGCAGUUGAAGAACGGACAUUUGGGAUUUCUAAACGAUGAUGAUUUCGACUACAUGCCCUUUCCUACCCUCCCCACAUCCGAGAGUCAACCAUCCACCCAAACCACCGUUACCUCUUCACACCAAGCCUCGAACUUCAUGCCACCGACUGCCACACUUCGCGCCAUUCAGCCCUCUUCUGCCUCUUCGGACUCUGCUUCUCCUUCCCCCCUCUCCCCGCGAAGCGGUAAGCGGAAGGCUUCUAUAGCGGCCACCCCCCCCUCGACAGAUGGCCUCGAUGACCUUUCUCGUGUGGCAGCAGAGGAGGACAAGCGCCGACGAAACACCGCAGCUUCCGCUCGAUUUCGCGUUAAGAAGAAGCAGCGAGAGCAAGCCCUUGAGCGAACGGCGAAGGAAAUGACAGAUCGAGUUAAGCAACUUGAGGCCAAGAUCGCGCAACUGGAGAUGGAGAACCAGUGGUUGAAGAACCUUAUCGUGGAGAAGAACACUGCCACGGCGGCAUCAAACGAUUCCGACAAUUCGCGGGAGUCCUCGAAGGAUGGAGCCGGCACAAAGCUUAAGAAUAGCGAGUCCUAGUACGAGAUAUACCCAAGCUGCUCUAGGCCUUGAGGGAUUCACUUUUCUUUGUAAUGACGGCUUUGCUUUUUUUGGUCUGGACCGGGCAUUACGUGAUUUGGGAUUUUAUGACAUUUCGUUUUUUCCUAAUACUGUCUAAUGAUAUUUCCUUGAAUAUCAAGCAAUGGAUUCACGAAGGACGAAUGAAUCUUUUGGAGCAAGUUUCGAGUAAAUUUUGGUUUAAUUUGUUUUUUUCGUUGUUCAACACAUUAGCAACAUUAAAGUAGCAUUGGGCUGGGUCUAUGAUAAAACUUUGUGUGAAGCUCUACUAGGUGCUCAUGAAAAUUAGUUGGAGGGGGAGUCACCGAGACUCCAACUAUGAUGUCGUCAUUCUUUACCAAGGAUUGCGCCAUCGACGCCGACGCGGCUCAAAAGAUUACGUAAUCUGCGUUCUCUGGUCAACACUAAGCAGGAUCUGCUACUCGUAGAGCGUGGCUGAUGGUCCCCGCGAAGCUUGUUUGUGUCGGGUGCGGCAGAUCCGCAACCCAUUUCUGAACACCGAUAGUACUGUACGAGUACUCGCACUGGAGACUGAGAUUGGACGGUGCCUUCUGGUGGGCACUAGGACAGAAUUGGGCUUGAAAGCUCAGGGAAAUGAGCGAUUGGAAAGGUCAAACACCGCUAACCCUUCGCCUAACCCUUCGAAGCCCAGCUGCGCAGCGACUCUACGAGUAUGGUACCGGUAUCAUUCAUAGAGUGGGCGCAGGUUGGCUUGUGCUUUGUUGCUUGGUCGUCUGGGGUUACGGGAGCUGAGGGUGGUAUGAUACCGUAGGCUGGCAGGCAAAAUCGCCAGGGGCCAGUUUGACAAUAAUAGCUACUGUUCGGCGGACAAGAUUUCAAGGGAAGAUGCUCCGUUUGUUCCCCCUCCGAAGGGUUACCUGGCAGCUCCUGCUUGUCCAUGGAGAACACCGUAAAACAAUCCACGAUAAGGGUUAGAAUGCCCCUGGGAGCGCAAGUUAUCCGGAAAAUCAGUUACCCGGAAGGCCCUUGCUGUUCUGGCGUUGUUAAUAGGUAUUGUUCUCGAGGUUCGAGGAAGGGUAUGGGAACUUUACGGACGUGGUUAUAUCGGUCAGAUCAUCCUUCAAAUCAAACGUCA
Messenger RNA from Tuber melanosporum (Perigord truffle), 1954 nucleotides. RefSeq lists its product as uncharacterized. Bases 46 to 819 code for a protein of 257 amino acids. The transcript is spliced from 3 exons. Gene Ontology annotation, biological process: regulation of transcription by RNA polymerase II. Gene Ontology annotation, molecular function: DNA-binding transcription activator activity, RNA polymerase II-specific; RNA polymerase II transcription regulatory region sequence-specific DNA binding. Lineage: Eukaryota; Fungi; Ascomycota; Pezizomycetes; Pezizales; Tuberaceae. The record is from RefSeq and is a predicted model, not a curated record. Gene Ontology annotation, cellular component: nucleus.